Colletotrichum phormii is the source of this 726-nucleotide messenger RNA. Its product is annotated as ribosomal L28e protein family-domain-containing protein. The annotation marks the transcript as partial. Gene Ontology annotation, biological process: maturation of LSU-rRNA; maturation of 5.8S rRNA. Lineage: Eukaryota; Fungi; Ascomycota; Sordariomycetes; Glomerellales; Glomerellaceae. The record is from RefSeq and is a predicted model, not a curated record. Gene Ontology annotation, cellular component: nucleolus; preribosome, large subunit precursor. The transcript has a single exon.
CAAAUCAUCAACCAGCAGUUCUGCAGUUUCAAACUCUCCACAGAGAAGAAGCAGACGUUUUGCAGAAACGAGAACAAUGUCACAGGUCUCUGCAACCGACAAUCAUGCCCGCUGGCAAACUCCCGCUAUGCCACCGUUCGACGCGCUCCGAACAAGGACACGCUGUACCUUUACAUGAAGACGAUCGAACGUGCGCACAUGCCCUCGAAGCUAUGGGAGCGCAUCAAACUUCCCAACAACUACGCCAAGGCCCUGGAGAUGCUUGAUGAGAAGCUCAUCUACUGGCCCAAGUUCCUCGUCCACAAGUGCAAACAGCGUCUCACCCGUCUCACACAAGUCAACAUUCGCAUGCGGAAGAUCGCCGCCGAGGAGGAGCGCAUGGGCGAGAAGCUGGUACCGAAGAUGGCGCCCAAGAUCCGGCGCCGCGAGGAGGCCAGAGAGCGCAAGGCAGAGGCCGCCGCGAAGCUGGAGCGUACCAUUGAGCGCGAGCUAGUCGAGAGAUUACGUUCCGGCGCCUACGGCGACCAGCCCCUCAACGUCAGCGAGUCGAUCUGGAGGAGAGUCCUCAACUCCAUGGAGAAGGAGGGCGCUGGCAAGCGUGAUAAGGACAUGGAUCCUGGUAUGGAGUCGGAGCAAGAGGGUGAAGAAGAGGACGAGUCCGAGGACGACUUGGAGAAGGAGAUUGAGUACGUCUCCGACAUUGAGGAGAGCGACGAGGAGCUCGAG